This is a messenger RNA of Vicia villosa (hairy vetch), 1516 nucleotides long. RefSeq lists its product as uncharacterized. Bases 498 to 884 code for a protein of 128 amino acids. NCBI's taxonomy places the organism in Eukaryota, Viridiplantae, Streptophyta, Magnoliopsida, Fabales, Fabaceae. The transcript is spliced from 6 exons. The record is from RefSeq and is a predicted model, not a curated record.
UUUACAAGUGCAACAAAACAACUCGGCUCCUUCGAAGUUCCAUCAGUGCCACAAAAGGAUGAGCUUUAUAGGUUGAAAGAGUUGGAGAAGAUAAUUUCUGCAGAAGAAAAAGAUAUUGCUAGACUUACUGGUGGAUCUUUAUUUUUCUAGGACUUGACGGCUAUUUACGACUUUGGGAUACAAAGAUGAGGCAGCUUCUUUUUUCUGUAGGUUUUAUAUCCUUUUUCUUUCACCCUUUUAGUAUGCUAUAUAGUUCAUUUUGCUAUAGCUUCUAAUUAUUGUGAACUUUAUUUAUUUCAUUUGUGAGCAAUUAUUAACUAACAGAAGGAUUUCAAUUGCUCACUGGAGGCAAACUCACAUGGAGGAAAUGACCAGGAGCUACUGAGGAUGUUAAUCUUAUUGCUGAAAGUUCAGAUAAGGGAGCAGUGAAAAUUAGUUCUUUGAGCAAAACUGUUGGUGUUGAACAGAUUGACUUACCCGGGAGUGAAGAUUUCUCGAUGGCAACUCAGAAUACAGCUCCAAAAGUUAAUCUUCAGAGUGUGCCUAUGAUGGUUAAGAGAAGUGCAAAUGAUGUUAAAGCAGAAUUGCAUGACUCUGAGUUGUGUCUUGGAGUGGGAUUAAAUGCAUCUACACAAUCGCAAAUUUCACAGAUUGGGGGAAAACUAGACGUGGAGUAUCAGAUGGAUGGAGGCAUUGAUUGUAAGCAAAAACAGCGUAUAAUGAAGUACCAAAGAGAAAACGGUCUAACAUUAUGGACAGGCUCGACGCAGAGGGCAUUAGCUGAUAUUAAUGCUUCUUAUUUGCUGUCUUCUGCUGCUGCUAAAGCUCCACAUUGGCUGAAUGCUGCUAUUAGCAACUCCAAGCAUGAUCUGCUUGAUCAUUAAGCAAUGAACAGGUCUAAUUUUCUCGGCACUAAGUUCACGAUCUUGGACGGUCCUCCACAUGAUUCUUCGCUUCCAUUGAGUUGUAAGUUGCAUCAAAAGGUCUAUCGGAAACAAGUACAUCCGAGAGCUGCUUCUGCUAACUUUAAAGUAGCAACAAUAUCUUAUGAACUUAAUCUUCUUCGUACGAGAGGUCCAAUGCGAAUGCGGUGUACAAUGCACUUAAUUCCGAUAUCUUCAGUCCAAGAAGGAGGGACUGCUCCUACUCCCAUGGAGUUUAGCAAUUGUCUUAAUGAGCGAGAAUCUCCAAAAGGAAAGAAGCCAGAAGUUGUUGAGUUUGGCUCAACUUGCACUGAUUUUGCAAGAGAACCACUGACUUUGAAAAACAAAGCACCUAGAUGGCAUGAACUACUUCAAUGUUGGUGCUUGAAUUUCAAGGGACGGGUUUCGGUGGCUUCGGUUAAGAAUUUCCAGCUUGUAGCAGCUGCAGAACCUUGCCAUAACGUUUCUGAACCUUGAAACAUGUGAAGUAUAAGAAACAAAUGAAUGUACGACACCGGUUCCCGUAUUAUUUUAUUGCCACGUUGUUGAUUGGACUGAAGUGCUAGAUAUAGUGACUCCGGUAUGUUAUCGGC